Messenger RNA from Pieris brassicae (large cabbage white), 3110 nucleotides. RefSeq names its product protein FAM91A1. Lineage: Eukaryota; Metazoa; Arthropoda; Insecta; Lepidoptera; Pieridae. The coding region runs from base 97 to 2961 and encodes 954 amino acids. The transcript is spliced from 19 exons. The record is from RefSeq and is a predicted model, not a curated record.
AUUGGGUUGGUGUUCAUUCAUCUUUUGCACAAGUUGAAUAUUGAAAUAAUAUCGCUUUUCAAUGUAGUGAACAGCUUUAAUAUCAAUAUUUAUAAAAUGGAAGAUGAAAUCAAUGAAUGCAUUCGUAAAAAGAUACAGUGGACUCAAUUACCAGGAAAUGUAAAGAAGUUAUUCAAUGAUUCUGCAAAGGAAUAUGAAAGGUGUAUAUUAGACUUCAGUAUUAAAAAUCAACUGAGAUUCAGGGGGAGCUUAGUGCGCUCAGUUCGAAAAGAUGAAAGGAAAUACUAUGAGAUGCUUGUACAGAGCAGUAUACAGAGGCUUAUGCUCUACCCAUAUCACUUAGCUGAUAUGAUAGUCAAAGGUCUUAGAAUUACUCCAUUCAUUUACUACAUAGAAGUAGUUGCAUUACUUAUAGAAACUGAGAAAAGUUAUGACACUAUGCCCAAUUUCACUGCUGCUGAUUGUCUUCGUCUAUUAGGCAUAGGUCGUAAUGAGUACUUAGAGCUAGUAGCAAAGGCUAGGUCUCUGGGUCGCCGGGGAAAGUCCAAGGCCAUCCGUGGUCUGUUACCUCGAGUGCCUCUCAAUAUACCCAUGCAACCCUGGUGGAGAGUGGAGCUCGGAUAUGUCCUCGAAGAAGAUGUUAAACCUCUUAGUGAGAGUGAGAAGUUACUUAUAGAUCUGCUAAUUGACCGAGGUUCUCAAACGGCCGGCACGCUCGACUACAGCCUCGUUAAAAGCCUAUACAGAAGAGGUCUCGUCUACUUAGACGUACCCAUAACGGGGGCCGACAAAGUGUCCGUGCCUCCGUUGAAAGGGUUCGUGAUGAAUCGCAUAGCGGGGGAUUAUUUUGAGACGCUUCUCUAUAAGGUGUUCGUGUCUAUUGACGAGCACACGAGCGUAGCCGAACUGGCCUCAGUGUUGCAGGUGGACGCGUCUCUGGUGAAGCAAGCGGUGUCCCUGUACUGCCGCCUGGGCUUCGCCGAGCACCUGCAGCCUCCCCCCGUCAACCCUCACCACGUCUCUUGGACUCACGCGAUCACCACGCACCAGCAUCGUCCAUAUCGCCAAAUCACCCCACUAUCGUUUGACUCGAGCUUAGACGAAGACGCCUUGCAAAUGGAGCCGGUCCUCAUCAAGGAUAUGCCUUCGACCUCCAAGCAGGUACCCCACGUACCCAUGGAGCCGACGACUACCAGCGGCGGACAGAGAGUGGCUGUCUUAUUCGAUUCGACGCUCGCCGCUUACCUCAUGAUGGGAAACUUGUCUCCGGAUCUCAAGAGUCACGCGGUCACAUUAUUCGAAGUCGGUAAACUGUGCGACGAAAGUCUGGACAGUCUGCUCACGGAGCUGGAUAAGGUCGUCGCGGAUCCGGAGAUCGAGGGUGAAGCGCGGCGCUACCUCGCGGCGGCCGCGUGCCUCCGGAUGGCGCUGAGGACGCUGCGGCCCAAACUCCGUCCGUUGGACUUGCUGCGAUGUGAAGCGCUGCACGCGCUCGACGCUCCAGCGAGAGCGAGGCUGCUCGCUACUAAAUACAGACUGGCGAUAUCGACGGCGCCCUUGAGCCGCGAGGCUAGAGCGGGCUCGGCUGCGUGUUCCUUGGCGCACGUGGGACCCGCGCCACCAGAAGCCUCUUCUCCCUGGAUGAGGCUCUACUUGUAUCACGUGGCGGGCUACGGACCCCCUACGCUGCUGCUAACUAAGGGAACGGUUCUCCGCGGAGUGCCCAGAUGUCUCCUCGGCUUCUCACGGCUGGCCGUGUCUUGGUGGACGGCGGAAUCCGAGGCCGCCGCCCUGCCGGCCGCCGCCGCCCUGGCGGCGGCCAACUCGGCGCUGCGCCGGGGCCCUGUGCUGCUGCAGGCGGCUGGAGUCAGGGCCCCGCCGCACGUGGCGCAUCUGGCCUUCCCACCGGCUUCCGUGGAUGACACUGAAGAUCAUCAAUGUCUAUGGCGUAAGCACGGUGGGCUAAGGCGCCUCAUGCGAAGAUUGCGUCUCACGCGCACUGCGGGCUACGUGACGCUGGCCGAUAUCGGAGUGCCUGACCUCGGCUGUGCAAGACCUCCCUCAACUGUGCAACUUAUUCAAAGUCGAAAGAAAAAGGAUAUAUGCGGCAUGGCCAAACCCGUCAGCGAGCUAUCUCUGUCCUCUAACGAAUCCUGCGAUAAGACCACGGAGUUCAAAGCCAUAAACGGUAGACUACGGUCGCCCAUAGAAUCCCACUUUGCUGUCACGCCGACCACUGACAGCAAAACCGGCUCCCCCGCCAACGGUUUCACGAGCGCCGAAGGCGGGAAAUUAUUGUGUGAAGAGCUGGACAGCCUAAACGUGGAGACCCACAGAAGCAAAGAGUCCAUCGCGGGCAGCGAUGAUUUCGUACCCAUACAUUCCACUUCGACCAGCGUAGAAGAUUUGAAGCAUUCCAUAAUGUCGAUCAGCAAAGAGUCCAUUACGGACGAUCUGGUUCCGAUACGAUCUGGAACGCCCGGUGUCGAGAAUCUGAAGUUCGACAAAAAAGAAGAAAAGUCGACCGACCGGUCGGUCGAUCUGUUGAGUCCGGCGGAGGAGUCGGUGUCCAUGUUCACUCAGUUGAGCAACAAGUUGACGGAGAUAAGCGGAGAGGGCGACAGCGGCGUGGAUACAGCCCACAAUUAUUCCGACGACGAGACUUGUAAACCCGAGCGAUGGACCAUUCUAGAUCUUCAGUUCGGCAUACCUCUGUUCGAUGAAGCGUUGUGUGAAAAGGUCUGUCGGAGCAUUGUAGACCGGAUAGCGAGACCGGAAUUAUUAGAGAAAAUAAAAGAAGACAAUGAAUUUAUAAGAGGCGACUUACUAAAAUUUGUGUCUCAGUGUCAGUAUUAUCCCGGUGAAGAUAUGGGCAUAGUGAAGAGAGGGACCUUGGUUCCUUUGCCGAGGAAAAACCUAGUUUUUGAAAACGGCCGAAUCAGCGAAUGGAGUGGAAAGUGACACGUUCGCGUAAUUUUAGAGAAUGUGAUAUAGUUAUAGUGAAUGACCAUUUAAAGUAGCACUAUGUGGUCGAGAUUCAGUGCGGCAGUUCUAGUUCUUCACGCUUCCAGUUUCUUCAGUUACAGUAAUUUAAAUUAUUUUCUAUACUA